UAAGUUGCAAUAUUUAAAAAUGGUUAAGUUCACUGCCCGUGGAUUGGUCCCUCCGGUCUUCACACCACUGAAUGAUGAUUACACUAUUAACUUCCAAGCUAUCGAACCCUAUGCAAAAUUUUUAGCUGACAAUGGAAUUAAGGCUGUACUUGUUGGAGGUACAACAGGAGAACAUAUGUCUCUUAGCAUCACUGAUAGAAAGAAGAUAAUAGACGUGUGGGUAAAGGCCGGUAAACUGACCAAUGGACUUCACUUAAUGGUUCAAGUGGGAGGAGCCCCAUUGGCUGAUGUUUUAAAUUUAACAAAAUACUGCUCAGAUGUUGGUGUAGACUCACUGUUAACGCUGCCUGAGUUAUAUUUUAAGCCACAGUCUAUUUCUGAUCUGGUGUCUUACGUGGAGCUAGUUGCGAAAGCCGCGCCAAAUCUACCCGUAUUGUACUACCACAUACCGGGCAUGAGUAAAGUUGAAGUCAACAUGCCGAAUUUUGUAACAGAAGCUACUCGGCGUAUACCUAAUUUUAAAGGAAUAAAGUUCACAUCGAACGAUUUAAGUGAGGGCGCCCAAGUGUUGAGAGCCCUAAAAGAAGACCAGACAGUUUUCCUUGGUGCAGAUACUUUACUAGCUCCAGCUGCGCUGUUAGGAAUAAAUUCCGGUAUUGGUACAACGUUCAACCUGUUCCCACGUCUCGCACAAGAUAUUCUGGCGGCGAUUGAGAAAGCUGACCUGGUCAAAGCCAGAGCUUUGCAAGAGAUACUAAGCAUUGCGGUGGAAGCACAUACCGCUGAAGGUGCAUGGGUACCUAUAAUGAAGGCUGGUAUGGAAAUCGUUACCGGAAUCAAAGUGGGUCCUCCAGCACUCCCGCAGAGGCCUAUAUCUGAAGACGCGAAGAAGAGAAUUGCGACUAAACUUCAAGCAUUAAAAUUGAUUAAUUAAAAUUAUAAUGAGUUUUGUUUAGUACCAAAUAUUUUUAAAAUAUACAAUAAAAGAAUAAAAAUAAAUUGA
This is a messenger RNA of Vanessa tameamea, 1003 nucleotides long. RefSeq names its product N-acetylneuraminate lyase-like. Bases 20 to 934 code for a protein of 304 amino acids. The transcript is spliced from 7 exons. Gene Ontology annotation, biological process: N-acetylneuraminate catabolic process. NCBI's taxonomy places the organism in Eukaryota, Metazoa, Arthropoda, Insecta, Lepidoptera, Nymphalidae. Gene Ontology annotation, molecular function: N-acetylneuraminate lyase activity. The record is from RefSeq and is a predicted model, not a curated record.